AUGGACCCCGACGACAUGGAAAAAAUGGCAUUCAUCACCCCCAGGGACCUCUUCUGCUACCUGGUUAUGUCGUUCGGUCUUAAGAAUGCGGGGGCCACAUUUCAAAGAAUGGUAUACCUAUUGUUCAGAAUGCUCAUCGGAGAGAUCAUGGAAGCCUAUAUUGACGAUAUGGUCGUCAAAAGUCUCAAAGCCGAGAACCACCUCUCUCACCUUGCCGAAGUCUUUGCAAUACUGAAGAAGUACAAGUUACGGCUGAAUGCCGACAAAUGCGCCUUUGGAGUUAGUUCCGGGAAGUUCCUCGGUUAUCUCGUCACUCGGCGUGGAAUCGAAGCAGAUCCGAAUCAGAUCUUAGCUAUUCAUCAGCAAUUAAAACCACCAUCGACUCCUCGGGAAAUUCAGAAGCUGACAGGGAUGGCGGCGGCCCUUAACAGGUUUAUUAGCCACUCAUCAGAUAAAUGCCACGUUUUCUUCCAAACUCUAAAGAAACAAAACCGACGAAACUUCAAAUGGACAGUAGAUUGCGAUGCAGCCCUAACUGAGCUGAAAUCUUAUCUUUGUUCAGCCCCACUUCUCGUCAAACCAAAAGCUUUUGAAACUCUCCAUCUCUACUUAGUUGUUUCCCCACAUGCUGUCAGCUCGGCACUUAUCCGACGGGAAGGCCUUGAAGACCAACCCAUUUACUUUACUAGCCGAACCUUACUCCCAGCACAAACCAGAUAUCUGGCACUGGAGAAGCUUCUUCUAGCAUUAGUUACAGCUACUCCGAAAUUGCUCCCUUAUUUUCAGGAGCACCCCAUCAUAGUUCUCACAGAGUUUCCACUAAAAAAUCUCCUAAGGAAGGCCGACCUAUCAAGCCGAGUAUCUCAGUGGGCGGUCGAAUUAGCAAAUUUUGAUAUCCAUUUUGAGCCUCGAACAGCAAUCAAGGCCCAAGUAUUGGCAGACUUCAUUGCUGAAUUCACCUCCGAAAAACAACAAGAGGCUCGGAAAACGUGGAACUUAUUCAGUGGAGACGUUUGGAAGCUACACGUUGAUAGGGCAUCAAACAGCAACAGUGCGGGUGCAGGGGUUGUCCUCGUAAACCCUUGUGGCGUCCUUCAUGAAAGUGCUAUCACAAUCAACUUCCCAGCCACAAACAACAAAGCUGAAUAUGAAGCACUGCUAGCUGGGCUCCGAGCCGCAACAAGUUUACAAGUUGAAGACCUACAAGUUUUCUGUGACUCUCAGCUGAUCGUUAACCAAGUAACAGGGGAUUAUGAAGCUCGAGAUCCAAGGAUGAUAAAGUAUCAGGCUACGGCUCUUGAGCUAAUCCAAGGGUUCAAGGGAUUCCACAUUGAACAAAUCAACAGAGAGAACAACGCUCAUGCCGAUGCUCUUGCAAGUUUAGCCUCGGCAAGCAAAGCAUCUGAAUACAGGCACAUCAGCCUCGGCGAGAUCCACCAGCCAAGCUUUGAAGUCUCGAAGGAAGUUCUCGGCAUUUCCAUCGGUCCUACCUGGAUGGAUAAGAUAGUCUCGUUCCUCAAGAAUGAUACGCUACCCCCCGACAAAAAGGAGGCCCAUCGUGUACGCAGCAAAACAGCCCACUAUUGGAUCUCUGAGAACGGCCAACUCUACAGGAAAUGCUUCACAGGGCCAUAUCUUCGAGUCGUUCAUCCAAAUGAGGUCCCAAUAAUAUUGACCGAACUUCACUCAGGAAGCUGUGGUUGUCACUCCGGCGGGCGUUCCCUCUGUCAAAGAGCUCUUAGUCAAGGAUACUUCUGGAAAGGAAUGAAGAAGGAUUGUGAAGAAUGGGUGGAAGCCGAGCCACUAGUCACAACCACUGAAGCAGACGUUCGGCGAUUCGUUUGGAAAAACAUCGUCACAAGGUUCGGCGUGCCUUAUGCAAUUGUUUCGGAUAAUGGCUCCCAAUUCGUCGGCAAAGAAUUAACAGGACUUUGUGCUGAGUUCGGAAUUAGAUUUUUCAAUUCAACCCCAUCCUACCCCCAGGGCAACGGUCAGGCCGAAGCAACAAACAAGACAGUGUGCGUUGGCAUCAAGCGUCGGCUAGACUCCAAACGAGGAAAAUGGGCCAAAGAAUUGCCUCGGGUUCUCUCGGCCUACCGCUCCACUCCAAGACGCUCCACUGGCCAAACUCCCUUUGCAAUGGCCUUCGGCAUGGAGGCUGUUAUCCCACUCGAAUCCAGGUUCCCAACCCUGCGCACUGAAACUUUUGAUCCACAAACCAACAAUGAUGCAGUGGCUACAGAGCUUAUUUUAGCCGAAGAAAAGCGAGACGAUCCCCAGCUCAAACUAGCUAACUAUCAGCAGGAAGUCGCUCGAAGCUACAAUCGGAGCGUAAGGCUUAAGAAGUUCAGAACCGACGACUGGGUCUGGAGGAAGGUUGUCCGAGCAAGCCAGAAGACUAAAUUCAAACCUAAUUGGGAAGGACCCUACAGGGUGAUUAAGGAGGUCGGCAUUGGAUCAUACAAGUUGGAAGAUAAAGAAGGAAGGGAAAUUGAGAACCCUUGGAACGCUAUAAACCUCAGGAAGGCAUACCUUUGA
Rhododendron vialii is the source of this 2538-nucleotide messenger RNA. RefSeq lists its product as uncharacterized. Lineage: Eukaryota; Viridiplantae; Streptophyta; Magnoliopsida; Ericales; Ericaceae. Gene Ontology annotation, biological process: DNA integration. The record is from RefSeq and is a predicted model, not a curated record. The transcript has 3 exons. Bases 1 to 2538 code for a protein of 845 amino acids. Gene Ontology annotation, molecular function: nucleic acid binding; RNA-DNA hybrid ribonuclease activity.